CGGCGUACGUAGCGCAAAACGUAAUCAAAAAGAAAAAAUCAGAGCAGCGACAAACAGACAAAAAAAAGCAGCUUCUUGCAUAGAGAGAGAAAAAGCUCGAAUAAAUCAACAUUACGCACAUCAAGGCAAAGCAAAAGAAAAAUACUAAGUCAGCUGUGACAUUUUUCAUCAUCACAUUUUUGGGAGUAAGCAAACAGUAGCAGCGGCGAACAGACCAAGCACCACGAGCCGAACGUGAGUCAAAACUGAAAUCCAACGAGAAGCGCACAACACAAGUUUUGAGUGCUGCUUCUCAAACAGCAAAAGACGAAAGAGGAAUCGAAACAACAAUAGCAAAAACAAUAGCAAUUCGCACUCAGUACUCACUCCGUUUGUAAUGGCUCAACUCCGUUCGCUAAGCACUCAGCGUACAACAAUUAAAUUCGUUUGCUACACUCGCAAUAGUAGCGGCAGCAGUAACGGUACUUUUGCAGCAGCAGCAGCCGCCGCAGCGUCUGUUAACAACGGUAAACGUUAUCAGCAAAGAUGUUUACAUACAGCGACAUGCAGCAGCAGCGGCAGCAGGAUUGGCAGCAGCAACAUUCUGCAGCGACAACAGCAACAACAGCUGCUGCUGCUGCUCUGGCAGAAUCAAUUUGUGAGCAGCGCGCGCUGCUUACAUUCGGCAGCGCGCGAACAGCAGGCACAGGUGGCAAUCGCUGAAGUGUUGGACGAGAGCGGCAGACGGGGAGCAGCGAAGGGUGCUGCGAAGUCGGUACAACCGCCACAGGAAGGCCAACCGCAACGCGAUCCACUCGAUGUGAGCUUCAAUGAUCCAAUUGCCGCAUUUAAGAGUAAGACAACGUGGGAACUCGUCCGCGCCUAUAUGGUCUACAUGGUCUGUUCGAGCGAGAAGCUCGUCGAGCAUAACAUGAAGCUUUUAAAAGUCGCUCGUACCGUGCUGGGCAGCAGACUAUUUGUGAUUCUGAUGAAGUCCAGCUUUUACGGGCACUUUGUGGCCGGCGAAAAUCGCCACACGAUUGUGCCCACGCUUGAGAGACUUCGCUCGUUUGGCGUCAAGCCCAUCCUUGAUUAUUCCGUCGAAGAGGACAUCUCCCAGGAGGAGGCCGAGAAGCGUGAAGUUGAAUCUUCCGUUUCGAGCGCCGGUGAUAAUGUGAAGGAUGCGGGCGCCUUGCCCCAAUAUCAUGUGGACAAAUCAUUUGCCGAUCGUCGCUACAAGGUGAGCAGCGCUCGCACCUAUUUCUAUCUGAACGAGGCCACCUGUGAGCGCAACAUGGAGACCUUCAUCAAGUGUCUGGAGGCGGUUUCCGGCGCCACCUUCGGAACUGGCAUCACAGCCAUCAAACUGACCGCACUGGGCCGUCCACAGUUGCUGUUGCAACUAUCCGAGGUCAUAAUGCGCACACGUAAAUAUAUGGAGGCACUUGUUGGCGGUCAGGGCAAUGUGCUCACCCAUCACAAGACCAUUAAGGAUCUCGAGAAGUAUUAUGCCAGCGUUGGCGACAACAAGGAUGUGCAAGCGUUCUUGCAGAAUGUUACCUCGGACAAGGAGGGCAUAUUGCAUCUGUUUCCCUGGUCGGGCAUUGUGGAUGAGGAUUCACAGCUGAGCGAUACAUUUCGCGUACCCGAUCCGAUAACGGGUCAAAUGCGUCGUCUGAUCUCACAAAUAGAGCCCAAAGAGGAGGAGAUGUUUAGAAAUAUGAUACGUCGUCUAAACACAAUUGUAAAGACUGCUGCUGAGCUGGAUGUGCGCAUUAUGAUUGAUGCAGAGCAAACUUACUUCCAGCCAGCAAUCUCGCGCAUUACGCUUGAGAUGAUGCGCAAGUACAACAAGGACAAGGCCAUAGUAUUCAAUACCUAUCAAUGCUAUUUGCGUGAGGCCUUCCGUGAGGUGGGCACUGAUCUGGAGCAGGCGAAGCGACAGAAUUUCUAUUUUGGCGCCAAGCUGGUGCGCGGUGCAUACAUGGAACAGGAACGGGCACGCGCCCAAGCGCUGGGCUAUGCCGAUCCGGUGAAUCCCAACUUUGAGGCCACCACAGAUAUGUACCAUAAGACGCUAGCCGAGUGCCUGCGUCGUAUUAAGGUACUUAAGGAUUCCGGCGAGGAUGCUCGUAAAAUUGGCAUCAUGGUUGCCUCGCACAACGAGGACACUGUCCGCUUUGCCAUUGAGAAUAUGAAAUCCAUUGGCAUUUCGCCGGAGGAUAAGGUCAUCUGUUUUGGUCAAUUGCUAGGCAUGUGUGAUUACAUCACCUUCCCGCUGGGUCAAGCCGGCUACUCGGCAUACAAGUAUAUACCAUACGGCCCCGUUGAGGAGGUGCUGCCAUAUUUGUCGCGUCGCGCCCAGGAGAACAAGGGUGUGCUCAAGAAGAUCCAAAAGGAGAAGCGUCUGCUCGCCAGCGAGAUACGCCGUCGUCUAUUCCGGGGACAGCUCUUCUACAAGCCCAAGGGCAACUAUGUGCCCAUCUAAGCACAGUUGGCCAAUCCAACGGCCAAUCGACCGAUACUCGAUUAACCCCACAAAUACACGGACAUCUCACUGACAAAAUGACAACAAUUGACAACUGGAAAACACCUGAUCAUUGAAUGGACACCGGAGAGAGACUGCUGCGAGCAUGCUUUUCAAUUCAACAAAAAUUGUUUCAUUUGUUCAUUAUACUCUCUAAAUGUUUUAUCGCUGGACACGCCCCAUAUAUGCAUCUAUAUAGUAUGUGGCAUAAAUAUACAAUAUAUGUAUGUAUACACAAGUGAAUCUCCGCAGCAAU
Molecule: messenger RNA, 2762 nt
Organism: Drosophila grimshawi
Lineage: Eukaryota; Metazoa; Arthropoda; Insecta; Diptera; Drosophilidae
Gene: slgA
Product: proline dehydrogenase 1, mitochondrial
Exons: 12
Coding region: 377-2467 (696 amino acids)
Cellular component (GO): mitochondrion
Molecular function (GO): proline dehydrogenase activity; FAD binding
Source: RefSeq, a predicted model, not a curated record